Molecule: messenger RNA, 1505 nt
Organism: Saccostrea echinata
Lineage: Eukaryota; Metazoa; Mollusca; Bivalvia; Ostreida; Ostreidae
Product: glutamine synthetase-like
Exons: 7
Coding region: 81-1289 (402 amino acids)
Cellular component (GO): cytoplasm
Molecular function (GO): glutamine synthetase activity
Source: RefSeq, a predicted model, not a curated record
UCAGACGUGAAUGUGUAUUUUGUAAAACAGACAGAAUUCAUCGCCUUUGCAUGGUUAUAGCCUGACAGAUAGAAACCAAAAUGAGUUUCCAUUUCGUCAAUCCUCCAGCUACUCCGGGAUCUACAAAACGCGUUAUUCUAGAGUACGUUUUCACAAAUCAAACAAACUUCCAGUUCAUGUCCAAGAUGAAAGUGGUAAAUUUUGAGCCAUCGAGCGCAGAAGAAUGUCCGUUAAAUGACACAUACAACUGGAAUGAUGCAAAUAGAAAAGAAUUUACUGUAAUGAUCAUGAAACCGGUAGCCAUGUUUGAAAACCCGUUUUUAAGCAGUCCCCAUAAGUUAGUUCUCUGCGACUUGUGGCUGACGAUGGACAAACCAGCAGAUAUUAACACAAGGGUCAAAUUAACAGAAACAUUAAACAGACUACAGUAUGAUCCGACAACAGGACACAAGCCGAAGGAGCCUCAUGACCCGUGGUUUGGAUUCGAACAAGAGUACUUUGUGGUAAACGAUGACGGAGUCCCGGUCAGCUACGACCCUAUAAAAUUUGACUAUACUACAGCUUUCCCUUUACAGGCUGUCGGACAUGAACACGAUAAAAACAUCGGUGUGGAAAGGGAUUUGUCUGUAAAACACCUACAAGCUUGUAUCUAUGCAGGGGUUAAAGUGCAUGGAGCUGUACGGGAGAACGGACCGUCUCAGUGGGAAUACCAGAUUGGACCAUGUGAUGGCUUUAUGGCAGGGGACCACCUGCAGAUGUCACGCUACAUAUUAUUGAGACUUGCAGAACAGUGUGGGCUGAGGGUUACUCUAAAAACAGCCCCUUCAAAAGGAGGGGCCGACUAUUCCGCAGGACAUUUGAACUUUAGUGUCAGAAAAAUGAGAGAAAAAGAAGGAAUACGAUUUAUCCAUCAUGCAAUUAAUAUACUAUCCAAAUCUGACCAAAAGCCCCUAUUAAAAAUUUAUGACCAAACUAUUGAAGAAGCUAAUACAGACAGACUUUCAAAUAAGAAGGUUAAAGGACACCCCGUCAUUGACGAAUUUGUAUUUGACGGUGCCAACAAAGCCAUAACAACAGUCAGGAUCCCUCCUCUAGUAGCCUGGGAGCGACGGGGAUAUCUGGAGGAUCGUAGACCUCCCUCCUCUGUGGACCCUUAUGCUGCAGCAGCUGGUAUGAUCCGGGCAUGUAUAUUUGGGGAUUUCUUGAAGCCUGGAAACGAGUCUUUGAAAGAUUUGUCUGUUUGGGAUAAGGAUGCAUCUGAGUUGAUUGAAUUUCCUUACCCUUCAUGAACAAUACUGUUGUUUUACAUAUUUACCUGAAACGAAUAUACAUAAUAAAUAGAUAUGCUAUUUUCUUUAAUCUUAAACUUUUUGUUCUGAUUGUUUAUAUAUUAAUUCAACUUUGCAGAAGUCUUAUUGGCACCUAAAACUGAAUUUUUAUCACACUAUUUCAAUAUACCCGUUAAAAGAAUAAUUUAAAAUGUUCAUUAAAAAAGGAAUUUUCAA